AAUAAUCGCCGACGGCAGCAACAAUGCAACCCUCCCAGUUUGGCCUGCCAAUUUAGCUGGCGUCUGCUACACCAACACCAAUGCAUUCGCCUCUCUCAGCACUCUCGCGCUCUCUGACGGAAUGUACGUGAGAAUGUAUAUGAGUGAAUGCGUGCGUAUGUGUGUGUGUCAGUUUCGCAGCUGUGUCAGUUCGUUUUACAUACGACGCGUGUUGGUGUCGGCAAGUUUCUCGCUCGAUUUGUAUUUGCUGUGAAAUAAAUAUAAAAACCAACUGAAAUUGCUCGUUGGUGUGUGCGUGCUGUGGCUAAGCCAUGUCUACAUAUAAAUCAAAUGUAAAAUUGUGCCGCGCUAUUGCAAAUCAGCCGAUAUUGUAUGAUGAAAGUAAUGAACAUUAUAGAAAAAGAUUGCCUUCAGAGAAUUGCUGGGAUUUAGUCGCUGCAGAGUUGGGAGAGCCUGCGGAUAAGUGCAAGCGUCGCUGGCGUCAGAUUCGUAACGAUUACGUGCGUUGGAUAUCAUCGGACAAUCAGCGUCAGCGCAACGGACAGAAGCGUCCAGGGUUUUACUUGGCCGACGAGCUUCAGUUCUUGAAACCGCAUCUGUUGCUUGUCGAUCGCGAGAGAGAUUCGCCGGAGAGUGAGCGCGGUAGCGAGCGAGAUAGCAAGAGCAAGAGCAAAGAGCCAGCGAUUGAGGAAUAUAAAGGCAAGCAAAAGGACAUUGACGAGUCAGUGGAGGAGCAGCCGCUGGCCAAGCUCAAGCAGACGGCUAAAGAAAAAGAACUAGAGAAAGAGAAAGAUAAAGACAAAGAGAAAGAGAAAGCAAAACAGGAAGACAAAGAAAAAGAGAAAGAGAAAGAUAAAGAUAAAGACAAAGUCAAGGAAAAAGAUCAAGCUAAGGAUAAAGCCACAGAUAAACGAGCGGAUAAGGAGCAAAAGUCUCGAUCAGAGGACCCCGCCACGCCCACAUCCCCCGUGGACUCGCCCGUGGGCAGCUCGAAGCAGGAGUUUUUCAUCAAGCAGAGCAACAGCAAUAAUCUCUCCAAUUGCCUGAUCAUUGGCGUGAAACCGGCCGGCUCCUCGGCUAGCGACUCACCACUGCUCGACUCAAUGGCGGACGACAGCGCCGACGAGACCGCCAGCAUGGGCGGCGGGCGGCGUUUGCGGCGUGGCGCCAACCGCACCAAGAACCCGGCCAUACAGAAGGCGACCGUCGAGCAGCGCCUGACGCGCCUGCAGCGUCGCAAAUCCAUGACCAUGGCGGCGGCAAACAGUUUGAUGAGCUCCACGUCGCCGGUGAAGAUGACGCCGGUGCCCCGGGCCAGUAUGCCCGCCAGCACCACCGCCAACACCAAUGCCAACGCUGGGCAGCCUAAGGCGGCCAAUAAGGCGCCCGCCAAGCCAGCGCUGGCUGGCGCCCGGGAUGACAUAUUUCCACGGCCGAGGGCCGCAGCUCCGGUCAACCAGCAGGUGGUGCUCGCUCGCCAUCCCGGCGUGCCGCUCCAGAUGCCACCAAAGUUGCAGCCGCCGCAGGGCGUGCAACUCAUGCCGCCACGUCAUAACUACGGCACUGGACGUCCGCCGGGCCCGGCACGGCUGGCGGCCAAUGCGCAGGCCAAACGUCUGCUGGCUGGAGCUACGCCACCCGGACCACGGGUCAACUUCGCCGGGCAACAGCGCCCGCCGGCGCCGCUCAACGAUGGCUUCAAGUCGCCCGCAACCAGCUCGGCGCCAACCUCGCAGGCUCAGGCUCAGGCUCAGCUGCAGCAGCUACAGCCACAGCGGGUCGUCUCCUCGAGCAACACUCUGGUGAUCAGCACCACCAACAACAGCUCGACGAGCAGCUCGAGUUGCAUAAACAGCAUGGCCAACAUGGCCAGCACGUCCAACGUGGUGAGCAUGGUCGGCUUGGCUAGCAUUGCCAGCUCCAGCUGCGGCUCCAAUUCCAAUUCCACUCCCAGCUCGAGCUUUGCCACACAGACAGCCUCGAUCACCGCCUCGCCGAUUGUGAGCACCACCCCACCCACCAUAGCGCUGAUCAAGCGCUGUGAGCGGGGCAACCAGACCGAGUGCCAGGACAUCUUCUCGGACGAGCACUUCUUGGAAAUGGUGCGGCCGCAGAUGAAGGAGAUGAAUCCGCGCCAGAAGAUGCACUUCAAGCAAAAGAUCUUCCAGGCCCUGAUCGAGAUCUUUGACGAUGCCACCGACUUUCCAGCCAGCGGCGAGGUGCAGCACUUCAAUAUAAACACCCCGUCGGGGUUCGAUCAUGUCACCGACGAUGAGCUGCGUCUCAUACGGGAGCUGGUCAGCAUGGUGGGUGCUGCCAAGCAUUCAGCCGGCAUACCCAUGCCCAGCUCCAGUUCCAGCUCUGGCACGCCGUUGAUGGCACAGCGUCUGGCCACCCCCAAGACGCCAAGCGUGGCGGCGAAUGCCUUGAAGCCAACCCUAACAACGCCUCAAGGCGACGAGAAGAAACUCUAUCGCAUCAUGAAGAUGAACAACUAUACCAAGAUCGUGCCCAGUCCAUCAUCAUUGACGGAUCAGCGCAAGGACAGCGUCGACAGCAUCAGCAGCAGCUGCACCAUUCCAUUGGCCAGCAGCUCCUCUCUCAGCAACAAGUUCGCCGUGCCCGGCGUGGGAGUCAAGGCCGUGGCCCGUCCGCUGGAUCCCUUGAACCAGCUGUUCGGUCAGGGCGGCAAGCCAGCGGCCGGUACGGGUAUCUCCCCCAAGGAGCCCAUCCUGGUGCGCCAAAUGGGCCGACGCUAUUCGGUCUGCGGUGGCGGUGGUCCCACCAACUCCUUGGGCGUCAAUGGAGUCAAUGCCAGCAGCGCCAACAUCGACGUGGCCGUGCUCAAGCGUCGCAUCCCGCCCGUUGCACAGCCCAUGGCGGCGCCUGUCCAGCGGCCCCGCUACUCGCCCAACUCCCAGCCGCCGGCCAACCCGGCGGCCAACAGCCUGCUGAUGCGCCGCGUCAACGCCAACGGCGGCCAGCGCCAGGCGUCGCCGCUGUCGGCGAGCGUCGUGCCCCAGAAGACGCCGCAGAUUGCGAGCAUCCAGGGCAACGUCUUCAACGAGUUUGCCACGCCCACGGCAGUAAGGGGCGGCAGCGGCAGCGGCAGCGGCUCACCAAGUGGCAUCUCCCCAGGCAUGCCGCCGCUCAAGCGUGCCAUGAUCGUGGCCAAUGCCAAGAACACAGCACAGCCAAAGCCAACGACGACCCUGGCUCGCACCCAGGUGAGCCCGGUCAGCGGCCAGGCAAGGUCGCCCAGCCAGUCGCCCGGAUCAAAUGUGGCCAAUCUGUUGGCCGAGCCACGCCCAGUGGUGCCCAAUGCCGACAUGGCCGGCACUAUUGCAGCGGAUGACUUCGACAUGGGUCGCCUAAAACGGGAGCCACUGGACCCCGAAGAUACGGCGGUCGACAUACUGGGCCUAUAAAGAAGCCAAAAAA
Messenger RNA from Drosophila arizonae, 3441 nucleotides. It is a transcript of the gene stwl, whose product is annotated as stonewall. Gene Ontology annotation, cellular component: transcription regulator complex; nucleus. The record is from RefSeq and is a predicted model, not a curated record. Gene Ontology annotation, biological process: regulation of transcription by RNA polymerase II. Lineage: Eukaryota; Metazoa; Arthropoda; Insecta; Diptera; Drosophilidae. Gene Ontology annotation, molecular function: DNA binding.